Molecule: messenger RNA, 2177 nt
Organism: Archocentrus centrarchus (flier cichlid)
Lineage: Eukaryota; Metazoa; Chordata; Actinopteri; Cichliformes; Cichlidae
Gene: sid4
Product: secreted immunoglobulin domain 4
Exons: 8
Coding region: 102-1256 (384 amino acids)
Source: RefSeq, a predicted model, not a curated record
AGGGGUUAAAGGUUGAAAGUGAUAAGAGAGACAGACAGACAGACGGACACGCAGACAGAGAGGUUGCACAGCUGAGUGAGUCACUCUGCUCUGUGUUCAUCAUGGAUUUAUCACAUGGGGUUCUGAUCCUGUUCUCUCUAUUAUGUUCAGUGGCUGGUCAGGCUCCUGUCGUCUCGGUGGAGCCCCGGGCUGCUACUGUGCGCAAAGGAGAAUCUGUCAGUUUUAGAUGCAGCGUAAAACUGACAGACUCCUCUAACUCACGGCCACUCGAGGUACAGUGGAAGAAAGCCAACAACCAAGCAUUACCAGACAAUGUAAAAGUUGGUCCUGAUGGGUCUGUGCUCACGAUUGCUAAUGCUGUCCCUGGAAACCAUGGCCAGUACCGCUGUGUGGCAUCCAGCUCUGCCGGCCGAGGCACUGCCAACGUUAUGUUGACUGUCAAAUAUGCACCUAAAGUACGGCUGACACCUUCGGGGCCCCUGAGAGUCAGGAUAGGUGACCCUGUAUCAGUGGAGUGCCGUGCCCAAGGCAGGCCACAGCCCACGCUGACCUGGAAACGCCAAGGCUCCACCCUGCAGCUGGUUACCACGGAGGCAAAUGAUGUCAACACCAUAACGUGGCCUGCAGUACGCCCAGAGGACUCUGGAGUUUAUAUUUGCCUGGCUGAGAACACUGAGGGGAUGACAGAGGCCAAAAUUGAGAUCAUUGUCGAGAGGGAGCUUGGAGCACCAGUGGCUUCAGUGAGCCCUACAGAAAUCACAGCAGUGGAGGGGCACAUAGUCACUAUAGAGUGUCAGGCCAGUGGUUCCCCUCCUCCUGUCAUCACCUGGUCCAAGCUUCGAGCUCCACUGCCAUGGAAACACACAGUUGUUGGUGGAGUGUUGACACUGUCCAGCGUGGGGCGCCAAGACUCAGGACAGUACAUCUGUAAUGCCACUAACAUACACGGCUAUAGUGAGGCUUACGCGGACAUGGAGGUGGAGACCCCUCCAUACACCACCAUCCUGCCCGAUCAGGUGAGACUCCAACCUGGAGAUGCCCUGCAAUUGCAGUGCCUUGCCCACGGCACUCAUCCCAUUGACCUCACAUGGAGCCGGGUGGGUCGGCCGAGCCUACCCCCGGGAACAGAGACCACAAAGGGUGGAAAGCUGCUGAUAACCAAAGUUAAACAAAGUGACAGUGGAACAUACAAAUGUGUCGCCACUAACCACAUUGGCUCCAGUGAGGCUACGACCAGAGUCGUCAUAAGACCUUAAGCCAACCCGAUGCAUCUCACUGAUAAAACAUCUAUGCAGUGCUGACACCUUCUGCAAGCCUGGAUUACAAUGCUGAUGAUGCCCAAGAGUUUAAUUCAAAGAAGGCAGAGAAAAUACUUAAUAUUCAUUUACUUUGAUGCCUGAAGAUUAAACAAAUCAAUGCUGAUGUUUGAAUGUUUGGUAUUACUGGACACAUUGGGCAAAUUUUGUGCUUUUAUAAAAAAAUUACUAUGCUUGCUAUUAUCAUUGUCUCAUAUUGGCCUCCGGGAAGGUUUUACUGGAAAUCUGCGUCGACUGACAGCAAACAGCAUGUAUGUGGGAGUUUUUUUUUUUUUCCCCAGUGGAAUGCAUCUGCACACUGUCCUCCUCCCUUCUUGUCAUCUGCUUAGUUUACACUAUUGAAAUUAAACGAUCCAAGAUAACAGGUUCCUGAUGCAAUGUUGGAAAUAUUAUAAAAGCCUUUGUUAAAAAUCAAAUCACUGUAUACAGAAUUAAACAAAAUCUGGACUAAAAAAUGUUAUUAAAAUGUUUUAAAAUGUUUGUUCUAAAGUGCACUGAAAUUGGGAUUGUGUCUUAUGGUCCAUAAAGGUGUACUUUACUAUGUGCAACGGAUGUACAGUGUGUAUCGGGUUUGAUUAAAGGAUGGAAGAAGACUGUGGAGAGGAAAGAGAGAAAAAACAAAAAACAAAAGCAGAUGGAUCAUGGGUUAUAACAAUGCAACCAUAAUCCACAGGUAUGAAGAUAUGAAUGAUGCUCAUUUGCUAUGUAAAUUUUUACAAAUUUCUUGGAAAAAAAAGACUUUGUAGACAUUAGGGUUGCUUCUAAAGAAAAACAUGGGAGGAAACAUACUUCAGAUCCAGAGCCAGAAAUGUCAAAACUACCCAAAUACACAGAAAACAUUAAAAAAUUAUAAAAAUUGUG